UGUCUGUGUCUGUGUCUGUGUCUGUGUCUCUGUUCAGCUGGUUGUUCAUUUUCCUCAUGUUUUUGAGUGAUCAUAUCUGUGUAUUAAUAUUGCAGAACUACCAGUUUUAUUAUUUUAUUUGGUUUAACCACUGCGGUCGUGUUUGUGUCAUGAAGCACAACACAUUUUAUGUUAUACGGCUGUGCUUUGUCUCAUGAAUCAGUGUGCGAUUACUUUAAAUAAGUGAAAUUACAGCAUUGUUUGGAAAAUUCUUUGAUGCCUUCUGCAACCAUCUGGACAGUCUUUGGAAAUCACAAUAAUUGUUCCAGUGGUAACGAGACAGGUGCACUGUGGGAAUAAUAUACAAAUAGGGCUGAAUAUUGAAUGCUGUUUUUGGCUCUGUUUGUCCUGACAUAAUGCGUUUUACCUCAGAUCACAGCAGCAAACACACAAUUACAUAUUAAGUCAAACAAACCAUACACUCAGAGAAUCAGACGUCAGGUUUUCAUGUGGUCUGUCUCUCAGAUACACGAGCAAACAGGGAGAGACUUCAGAUGUGGUCACUAUUGUGUCUGUGAUGAACCAAUGUUUUGUUCCUCAAAUAGAUCAAUAUCACCACAGUCUAAAUGUGUGUUUGCAUAAACAACAACUGCAGCAGAGCAAAAGCGCACGAUCACACAAGAGCACAGACACACAGAUACACAAGAUCAGAGCAACUGGAACCUGUUGAGUGAGAAUGAAACCCUCAGGGUGAAAACACACACACACACACACACACACACACACACACAGACCUUAGAAUCUAUAUUAGUGAGCACAUCUCAUAGUCACAGUGGUUUCAAUAUUCAUUUAAAGGGAUAGUUCACCCAGAAAUUUAAAUUCUCUCAUCAUUUACUCAUCUUUUUUUCUGUGGAAUGCAAAAGAAGAUCAUUUGAGAAAUGUUGUUUGUCCAUAUAAUGAAAGUCAGUGAGCUCCAAUGUUUUUUGGUUCCCAACAUUAUCCAAAAUAUUUUCUUUUGUGUUACACAGCAGUAAGAAAGUAAUACAGGUGUGGAAUGAGGUGAGGGUGUCGAUCUGUCCCUUUUAUUGAUAAACUAAAUCUCAUACAAAUAAUGAAAUUUAAAGCAGAUUUAGGAACAUGUGGCUCACAGGGUCAGGGGCCAAUGUUCAAGGUUAGGGUCACUGGUCAACAUGAUUCACUAGUUAUGACAUGUUGACACAGGUUUAGACAAACACCCCACAGCCUUGUUUUGUGCUCAUUUAUGCAGCAACCUGAUUAGACAUCAGUUUAGUGACUCUGGAAUGUCAAAAUAUAAAAACAGGAAACGUACUUCCUGAAAUAAAUAUUCAAACGAAGCACGCAUCAUUCAGAAACUGUAGUGCAUUGUUUUCUUCAUUUGUGUGUAUCUAUGUAACACGCUUGUAGCGCUGCUGCUGAUCUGUCAAUCAUCGGUCACUCAGGGGCGCGUGGACACACACAGCCGCUUCACCGCGCUUUAUUCUGACCUGGAGCACGAAGAAUAUCUCGGAAAUAUUAUAUUUCGCAGAUCACUAUUAUUUUUCUCGGCUUAGCACGUUCCAGUCGAUGUCUUAUUUACUGUCGUGCGCGCUGUGGUGACUGACGCACCCCUCUGUGAGAGAUGGUUCAGCCCGCGCUGCAGGUUUCGCGGCAUCGCUUCCUUUGAUCGCAUCACGCGACAGCACCGGAGAAUCUGAGGUGUUUUCACCGGAUCGCGCUGAGAGGAGGCUGCAGCGGCGGCUCCGGGGCUCUGACGUCACUCGCUCUCCGCCGCUGAUGCUCCGGUGAUGAAGGCUGACAUUGGACGCGUGCUCCGCGGUGAAACAUGACACAGACCGAAACCGAGAGGCGGCGGCGCGUGUCCUCGUGAGUCUGACCGGUUUGACCGGCAUCAGAAUUCACCGAUCCUCGAUGCGUCUCUGCGCCAGCGGAUUAUCAUUCAUUUUUCUGAUGCUUUCAUGGACUGUUUUAUGAGAAACAGCCGCAGGACUUCAUGAUUCUGAGCCGCAGCGUCUGAUGGUGAGCUGCGAGUGUCCAGAGCUGUCAGGAUCCGGAGAGGAACGUUAAACCGGCCGCAGAUGAAGGAGGCGUGUCGCAUCUGUGCGCGCGAGCUGCGCGGAAACCAGCGGCGAUGGAUCUUUCAUCCGGCCGCCAAACUCAACCUGCAGGUGCUGCUGUCUCACGCGCUGCGGCGCGGUCUGCAGCGGGACGGGCGCCGCGAGUUCAUCUGCAGCAAGUGCUGCUUCAUGCUGGACCGCAUGUUCCGCUUCGACACGGUGAUCGCCCGCGUGCAGGCGCUGUCCCUCGAGCGUCUGCGCAGACUCCUGCAGGAGAGAGAGCGUCUGCGCCAGUGCAUAGCUGCGCUUUAUAACAAAAACAAUGGGCUGGAGUCAUCGGGGGCGACGGAGGCGGUGGGCGGCGAGUACUGCGCGCUGCUGCAGGAGGACCUGAUGUACUGCAUGCAGGAGUCCUGGGCAGGAGACGAGGAGGAGGCGCUGGAGUGCUCCCACAAUCCUCGCUGCAGCCGGCGCUCACACAGGUGCAGGCUCUGCAGAGCGCUGCGUGUGCCCGACUCGCUCUACGAGGCUGUGUGUAAGGUGCCCAGGAAGGUGGCGAGGAGCGUCUCCUGCGGCCCGUCGUCGCGUUACUCGGCCAGCGGCGCUGAGGAGCAGACCGUGACCUCAAACACGCUCCUGCCGAGCGAGUCUGUCAGACGGUCAGCGCACACUCCUGCACCGCGAGAGCUCCGCCGACUCACUGCAGUCGCUGGACAAGAAUCACAGAGCGUCUGAGGAGCGUCUCGGAGCGUCUGAGCGUCUCGGUGCGUCUGAGGAGCGUCUCAGUGCGUCUGAGGAGCGUCUCGGUGCGUCUGAGCGUCUCGGUGCGUCUGAGGAGCGUCUCGGAGCGUCUGAGCGUC
Messenger RNA from Onychostoma macrolepis, 2914 nucleotides. RefSeq lists its product as uncharacterized. Gene Ontology annotation, cellular component: nucleus. The transcript has 2 exons. NCBI's taxonomy places the organism in Eukaryota, Metazoa, Chordata, Actinopteri, Cypriniformes, Cyprinidae. The record is from RefSeq and is a predicted model, not a curated record. Bases 2076 to 2789 code for a protein of 237 amino acids. Gene Ontology annotation, molecular function: zinc ion binding.